This is a messenger RNA of Aspergillus bombycis, 1209 nucleotides long. Its product is annotated as NAD(P)-dependent alcohol dehydrogenase. The record is from RefSeq and is a predicted model, not a curated record. Bases 1 to 1209 code for a protein of 402 amino acids. The transcript is spliced from 2 exons. NCBI's taxonomy places the organism in Eukaryota, Fungi, Ascomycota, Eurotiomycetes, Eurotiales, Aspergillaceae. Gene Ontology annotation, biological process: D-sorbitol catabolic process. Gene Ontology annotation, molecular function: zinc ion binding; L-iditol 2-dehydrogenase (NAD+) activity.
AUGGCUACCGUUACUGAUACCGGUGCCUGCCAGGCACUCGUCCUACACGGCGCAAAGGACCUACGAAUGGGAACGAAGCCCGUUACUGCCCCCACCGGCUCCGAAGUCCAAGUCGCCAUCCGCGCUACUGGUCUCUGCGGAUCAGACCUUCACUACUACAACCACGGUCGCAAUGGCGACUUCGUUGUUCGCGAGCCCUUCUGCCUGGGCCAUGAGUCCUCCGGCGUCGUAACCGCCGUCGGACCGGAAGCCACCACCCUGCAAGUUGGCGACCGGGUAGCACUUGAAGUCGGCCUGCCCUGCCGCAAGUGUGUCCUCUGCAAACAAGGCCGCUAUAACAUCUGCCCCGAAAUGAAAUUCCGGAGCAGUGCCAAAAUCUUCCCCCAUCUCGACGGCACCCUCAUGGAACUCACCAACCACCCAGCUGAAAUGUGCCACAAACUCCCCGAUUCAGUGUCCUUCGCCGGAGGCGCUCUUGUCGAGCCCCUGGCUGUCUGCCUACAUGCCGUCCGGCGCUCGCAUCCCCCAUCCAAGGAGGAGGUGCAACUGGCCGAGUCGCUGGGUGACCAGUCCGCGGCUUUGAUCUUUGGCGCUGGCGCCAUCGGUCUACUUUUGGCUGGUGCACUUGCAACAGCUGAGAACUUCUCGAACAUUGUCGUGGCAGAUAUCGACCCGGCACGCUUGGCCAUCGCCGAGUCGCUUAAUCUCGGUCUCAAGACUGCCCUCAUCCCCAAGGCGGACCCUACAAACCCGCCUCCGGCCAAGGAUGCCCCUCACGCUGAACAAACUGCCUAUGCCUUGCAAAACGCCCAGCGCGUUGCUGCUGCCUUGAAGGAUACUAUUGGCCUGACUUCCGGUUUCUCUCGUAUCUAUGAAUGCACAGGCGUACCGGCCUGUGUGCAGGCAGGUAUAUACGCCGCUGCUCCAGGUUCAGUCCUGGUGCAGAUCGGUAUGGGAAACCCCAUUCAGACUCUUCCUGUGGGUGCGGCAGCUCUGCGGGAGGUUGAUGUUAUCGGUGUUUUCCGGUAUGAUGGGCACGCGUACCCCGCUGCCAUCGCAUUGGUGGCAAGCGGCAAGUUCAACCGGGUUGAGGAGCUCGUUGUUACCCAUCGGUUGCCAUUAGAACAGGGAGAGAGGGCGUUUGCAUUGGCCGGAAAGGGUAUCGAUGAGACUGGACGACCUGUCGUGAAGGUCGUCAUCGAGAGCUAG